Messenger RNA from Prunus armeniaca (apricot), 3849 nucleotides. NCBI's taxonomy places the organism in Eukaryota, Viridiplantae, Streptophyta, Magnoliopsida, Rosales, Rosaceae. The record is from the annotation of a GenBank genome assembly.
AUGUCUAAAGGGAAGAUGAAUGCGGAUCUAGGACCUGCGUUAAAGCCCUUUGACGGCAAGGAUGACUUCACAGAUUGGCAAAGGAUGAUGAAGAACGUACUGAUACAGCAAGAUUUGGAUGAUGCACUCAGCGGUGAGAAGCCAACAGGCAUGACAGACACAGCAUGGACUAAGGUUCUUAAGAAAGCCAAGAGUUCCAUCGAGAUCCAUCUCACAAGAUCAGUUCGGUCACACAUCACAGAAAAGAUGACUGCCCAAGAAGCAUGGGAAAAGUUGGAGAAUGUUUAUAUGGGCAAAACCGUGUCCAAUAAAAUUUUUCUAAAGGAUGAACUAUUCGGACUUCGACUGGAAGAAGGAGGUGAUAUUGAAGAUCACGUAUGCAGGUUUCAAAAUUGCAUAACUAAUCUUCAGAAGGUCGAAGAAACUUACAAAGAUGAUGAUAUGGCUAUCAUCUUGCUGAGGUCUCUACCUUCAUCUUUCAAGCACUUUCGAACAACUCUAAUGUUUGGAAAAGAGUCCCUGAAGCUUGAAGACGUGAUUCAAGCUCUUCAGUCAUAUGCUAAACUAGAUGAUAUAACUGAAAGCUCUCAAGGCCUUUAUGCCAAAGGCAAGGAAAGGGGGCGGGAAAAGACGAAGGAAGACAAAACAGGCAACAGAGGUAGGUCAAAAUCCAAGAAGAAAAAGGAAAAGAAGGAAGGUUGCUUCGAAUGUGGUUCAGCCGAUCAUUGGAAGAGGAACUGCAAGAUUUGGAAAGAGAAGAAAGCCAAGAGGGAAGGAAGCUCAGGUUCAGCUAGUGCAGUCACCGAGCAUGAGAGUGACGGGGAGCUUCUUUCAGUAACAUCAGGCUCCAAGGCUUUCACAAAUUGGAUUUUGGAUACCGGAUGCACUUUUCAUAUGUGUGCAGUAAGAGAAUGGUUCGAUACUUACAAAGAAGUCAGCAGCGGGGAAGUUUUAAUGGGGGACGAUUCUUCAUGUCCUGUAAAAGGAAUCGGCACUGUUCAAAUCAGAAUGUUUGAUGGGAUGAUACGAGUUUUGGGGAACGUUAGAUAUGUCCCUAGACUAAGAAAGAAUUUGAUUUCCUUGGGUACUUUAGAUGAGGCCGGCUAUGAGUACGAGUCUAAAAAGGGAAGACUCAGGGUAGCCAAAGGAUCACUGGUGGUAAUGCGGCAAAGGAAGGUAUCAUUCACGAGUAGCAGUGCAGAUAACCGAAGCAAGGAGCAACUCAGCUAUAUUCACUCAGAUGUUUGGGGCCCUGCACCAACCAAAUCAAAUGGUGGAGCCAGGUAUUUUGUUACUUUCAUGGAUGAUUUUUCUAGGAAGGUUUGGGUUUAUUUCAUGAAGCAGAAAUCCGAGGUUUUUGCAAAGUUCAAGGAAUGGAAAACAGAAACCGAGAAUCAAACUGGAAGAAAGAUCAAGUACCUGAGAAGUGACAAUGGAGGUGAAUAUACAAGUAAUGAGUUUACUGAUUACUGCAAGGAAGAAGGCAUCACAAGGCACUUCACAGUAAAGAAGAAUCCCCAACAAAAUGGAGCUGCUGAGAGGAUGAACCGAACUCUCAUGGAGAGAGAGAGGAGCAUGCGAUUUCAUGCAGGAUUGCCUGAUAGUUUUUGGGCAGAAGCUGUUAAUCAUGCAAGUUAUUUGAUUAACAGAUCACCAUCUACAGUUCUUGGUUUUAAGAGUGCAGAAGAGGUAUGGUCUGAGAAGCCAGUGGACUAUUCCAAGCUCAGGGUAUUCGGCUGUAGUGCUUAUGCACAUAUUCCAAGCGAUGAAAGGUCCAAGCUCAAACCAAAGUCUACACAUUGCAUAUUCUUAGGUUUUGAGAAAGGAGUGAAGGGUUUCAAGCUUUGGGAUAUCAACAACAGGAAAAAGGUUGUCAGCCGAGAUGUUGUCUUUAAUGAGACAACCAUGCCUCUGAAUAAAGUCGAGAGCAGUAGGGAGAAGAAAGACGAUGCUGAAAUUGAAGCAACAAAGAUUCCGUUAAUCAGUUCAGACAAAGAAGCUCAGGUGGAGCAAAUUGAGCAAGAUGCCGAAUCUGAUGGUUUUGAGGAAGAAGAUGAGCAUCAGCGUCGUUCACCAGUUAGGAAUCAGGUGGAGCAAGAAAUAGGGCAGAUUGAAGGCACUCUAAUCCGCCAGACAUCCCAAAGGGUUAGAACUCCAACCAACAAUCCACCUGCAUUCCAGAGAUGCAUAGCACUGGACAAACCUAAUCGGAAUAAGAAGAAACCUGACAGGUUUGGGUUUGACCAAGACGAAGUUAAUUAUGCUCUCAACAUUAGUCAAGGAGAUCCAACUACUUAUCGAGAAGCUAUAGCAAGUGAUGAGCGAGAUAGUUGGAUAAGUGCUAUGACAGAAGAAAUGGAGUCUCUUUACAAGAACUCUGUUUGGGAGUUGGUUCCUAAGCCCAAAGACAGAAAGCUAGUUGGAUGCAAGUGGGUAUUUAGGAAAAAGGAAGGACUACAUGAACAAGAUGCCGUGAGAUUCAAAGCAAGGCUCGUGGCUAAAGGGUACUCACAAAAGGAAGGAGUGGAUUAUGAUGAGAUCUUUUCACCCGUAGUUAAGCAUACUUCUAUCAGAUUGCUUUUAGCAAUGGCAACUCAGCAUGACAUGGAGAUUGAGCAGAUGGAUGUGAAGACAGCGUUUCUUCAUGGGGAUCUAGAGGAGACAAUUUUCAUGGCUCAACCAGAAGGGUUUGUUGAAUAUGGGAAAGAAAACCUAGUAUGUCAGCUAAAGAAGUCCCUGUAUGGCCUGAAACAGUCUCCAAGACAGUGGUACAAGAGGUUCGAUUACUUCAUGCUGAAAAUCAAUUUUAGAAGAUGUUUAUAUGACUGUUGUGUGUACUAUCAUGUGUUCCAAGAUGGGAUGGUCAUAUUGCUGUUGUUAUAUGUGGAUGACAUGCUAAUCGCUUGUCAAGACAAGUCUAGAAUUCAAGACUUGAAGAAGAUGUUGAGCGAGGAGUUCGACAUGAAGGAUCUAGGUGCAGCACAGAAAAUCCUUGGCAUGGAGAUUCAGAGAGAUAGGACCGCUGGAAGGAUCUGGAUAUCACAAGCCAAGUAUAUUCAGAAGGUUCUUGAGAAGUUCAACAUGCAAGAAGCAAAGGCAGUUUCGACUCCUUUGGCAGCUCACUUCAAGUUAAGUGGGCAACAGUGUCCUAAGUCCGAGGAAGAGCAGCAGGUAAUGGAGAAGGUUCCUUAUGCUAAUGUCGUGGGCUGCCUUAUGUAUGCAAUGGUAUGCACACGUCCAGACAUAGCUCAAGCAAUCAGUGUCGUUUCCAGAUACAUGGGAAAUCCAGGAAAGCAACAUUGGGAUGCAGUCAAGUGGAUUUUGCGUUAUUUGAAGGGUUCUUGGCGACAAAGGAUUAUGUUUGAGAAGCAAAAAGAAAAUGCAAGGGUGUUGGGAUAUGUGGAUGCUGAUUAUGCAGGGGACUUGGACAAGAGAAGGUCAACUUCUGGUUAUGUGUUUACAUGCGCAGGAGGACCGAUCAGUUGGAGGGCACUACUGCAACCAAUUACAGCUUUGUCGACCACAGAGGCAGAGUAUAUUGCAUUGGCCGAAGCUGGAAAGGAAGCAAUUUGGCUUAAUGGCUUGGUAAGUCAAAUGGGAAUCACCCAAGAUUUUGUGAAGCUGAAGUGUGAUAGUCAAAGUGCCAUUCACUUGGCAAAGAAUCAAGUUUUUUCUGGAAGAUCAAAGCACAUUGAAGCAAGAUAUCACAGAAUCAGAAAUUGGGUGGAGUCUAAGGAGAUUUGGAUUGAAAAGAUUCAUACGGAUGACAAUGCCGCAGAUUUCCUUACAAAGAUAGUGCCGGCCAAGAAGUUCAAGCAUUGCUUGAACUUGAUCAAUCUCGUUGAUUGA